Molecule: messenger RNA, 5169 nt
Organism: Symbiodinium natans
Lineage: Eukaryota; Dinophyceae; Suessiales; Symbiodiniaceae
Source: the annotation of a GenBank genome assembly
AUGAAAGUGCGGCGUUCUUGCAAGACCACGUCAGAGUACUUUGUUCAGCAAGUGUUCGUGUGCAUCCCUCAGCACGACAAUGAGUACUGCCACACGAUAAUCUACCGAGACCCGUUGCCGCUUCAGCACGGCAAGACAAUGAAGGCUUUGCUGUCUGCUGCACUCCGCUGUCCAGGCUUGUCAUUGAAUGGCAUUGGGGCAGAUGUGAUUACUAUCCACCAUCAAUGCCAUGACCGUGCCGUGACGUUCGAGUUUGUUGCAGGCCUUUCGGGCUGGUGGUCAAAGCAAGCUGCGCUUGCAUCAGCAACAUCUGGGCUCGCGUCUGCCUGUUUUGAGGACGAAAGCCUUUUUGAGUGGCAUACUUGGACGGGCUGCGCUGCCCAUGAUGGUCACAACAGCCUGAAGUGGGCGCACCAAGGGUUGUUCAAUGAUUCCAAUAUGCUAGAGAAUUGCUACGUUGGCGUGAUGGCCAUGCGAGCAUGCUUCUGCCACGCGGUCAGGUUCAUGGCUGACUGGUUAGUGUCUGUGCUUCACCCGCGAUUGUCGGAAGAGCUGCCUACAAAGCAAGACUUGUACGUUGUGUGGUGCGCGCUUGGUGUGGACCAAGAUAUUGCGGAGGUGCUUUCGCAGAUGCAGCUGCUCUGGCUGGAUGGGCAGCUGGUGGUUGCACAAAGCAUUUUGGAUGACAGCAACUGGCUUCAAGCCAUCUCAACGUGUUUACUCAGCAUAUGGCGGCCUCCAAGUUUCACCACGUCCAGGUGGUGCACUGUUGGCGGCUCUUGCCGGGGCCUGCUGUGUGGAUUGAUGACUGGCUACCCGGAGUUUCUGAAGUGGAUGCACCGUGCAGGCAAGAUCGGAGACUAUGACUGGCAUGGCUGUCAGCGCUUGGAUGCCAAAGCUUGGGAAUUCGCGGCCGUCGUGGGACUGUCUUCUUUCGUUUCUGACAGCUUCUUGGCCAAAAUUCUCAAGGAUUCUCGAGUGGCCCGCACUCAGACCUCUCUUCGGGAAGUCCUGUGUAAUGAGUUUCAGUUUUUGGAUGUUUUGCCGCAGAAGCUUUGGGACUUGCUGUCCGCUCCGCUGCAGAUGACAGCGCAAGUUCUGAGAUCCAGUGUCAUUUCUGGCGCUUUCAUUUCCUGGAGUUUUCUUGAGUGGAGGGUCUUGUCCGUGGCUUCGUCCCUUCCAUGGCGUCUAUGCGCAGGUGAUCCUGAAGCAAAUUUGGAUGAGUUUCUUCAGCGGGAUGAGCCUGACAGCAACAGCCUGGCCAGCAAAAUCUGGACUUUGGGACGGAUGGGAUAUAAUCGCGCGCGCCUUUUGCAGGCCGUGCAUCUGCUUGGUCAGUGCUCCUGGACCAGUGCAUUUACAGAGAAGCAGCACGGGUCUACCAGCGUGAUCAAGAAGCGCCAUCCAGACUAUGGGGACGACCAUUUGACUGCCAGGGCAUUCAUCCACACCUUUGCUCAGAUGCUACCCUCGACUUCCUCGUGUGAUCUUCGGCGGCAGCAGGUUGUACAGAAGCUUAUCCGGACACUGGACAAAAACCCAAACCGGAUCACUGGAAGGCAGGUAUACCUAGCGCACAUCAUGCGCAAGGCUACGGAGUGGGAGGCCUCGAAAGCGCAUCGGCCCCAGUACCAGCGUGCCACCAUCAUGAAGAUCCAUGGGAAGAACUGGCAAGCGCUCUCUGAUAGUUCCAAGCAAGUCUGGGAGCAACGGGCUGCUGUCGACAGAAGCCAGGCUAGGCAGUCCCGACAGCAGCAGUGUGACACCCUGACGCAGCAACUGCACUUGCUGCGGGAAACCAGCGACGCUGCAGGCAGCGGAGGGGCCUUCAGCAGCAUGCUGAUUUCACAGUGCCGCUUGGCCGCUGGUGAGAUUCAGAGGCUGCAAGCCAUGGUCCAGGACUCCAAGCUUACGGUGACCGAUGUCGCAAGAAAGCGUGCCUGCGCUUUGCAAUGCCCUGCCCCACUGUCCCAACAGGAAUCCGAGGAGUGCGUGGAGCGCACGCUCAUCGACCGGACUAGUUCUGAUGACAUGCCUCCCAUGGCACGUCGCAUCUGCCAGAUGAGAGGCCACUUUGUUCAGGCAGUCUUUUGCAUUCAGCACCCGGACGCUGCCAGGUUCUAUCGGUUCUUGUUUGCUAUGCUCAACCCAGUCAAGCUCUUUCUGCUGGAGCUGUGCGACCUGGAAUGUGCUCAGCCGACGCUAGUUCACAGUGCCGCCUGCUUGGAUGAGCAGUGGCGCCAUGCAGUGCCCUGGCAGUGGUCGGUCUUGCCUGGGUGUUUUGCUUCCUCCGAGGUCUUCCUGGUGCCCGACAACGUCGAGAUUGGGGUCUUCAUGCACAGCUGGUUCGCCUCGGAAGGCCGCCUCUGCAGUCGUGAUGUUCUGCAGCCCCUUGACCUGAUAUUGGACGCGGCUGCUUCCGAGAAGGGUGCCCAGGAGCGUGUUCCGAAGCCGGCUCGGGAGCCUGCCCCGCCGGAGCCGGACGCCGAUCUGGCUGCGCAGUAUCCCUGGCUGCGAGGCUUUACGGCUGCAACGGCGUCCAAGAGAAAGCGUGCACCUUCUGACACUGCGCCUGAGGUUCCUGGACAAUCGUCCCUCGAGUCUCCUGUGGAUGAGUGUGAGGCUGUUGACAAGGCCGCUGCUGCCGAGGACGAGGCUUACAACAGCCUCUUUGAGGACCUGGAGGAUCAGCGUUGUGCUGUGCACGCUGCUUUCGAUACGCUGGCCGACCAAUUUCGCACCAGCCUGCUCGGGGGUGAUUGGCAGCUUCGGCGCACUGGCAGGCUGGUCUAUGGAGUGCGGGUAGAUGUCAAGGCCGGCUCGGCUGUGGCUGAUCUCUGCUCCACAUAUUCUCUCAACAAGUCGGCUAGCUUCGAGCAAUCCGUUUAUGGUGACGAGUAUGGCCAGGCUCUCGGCAAAGUCUUUAUACAUCGCCUGUCCUUCCUGACGCAAGUGUGGGAGGACCUUGGCAGACCUGUGAAUGGGAUUCCUGAAGAGAAGUUGCUCGGCUACGUGCUCACGCCUGAUCUGGAGGCGUCACUCGCGGGUGCAACAGGGCGAGUGCAACAGCGACUCAAGAAGAUUCUGGCACUUGCUCCGAAAGCAUCUGCUUCCGCGAAAAACGAUGUGUUGCUGUUUGCUGCUGCUCCGUAUGCUUGGGAAAUGCUGCGAGCUCUCGCCAUGUCGGUGGCUUCCAGAUCGCGCACUCCUCCGCGGGCCCCCUCGUUGCUCGCAGCAGCUUGGCACUCCGACAAGGAGAGCGUCAAGCAACCACGUCCGAAGAGGCCCAUCAACAUCGACAGUCAAGUUCGCAAAGCCAUCACAGACAACCUGCGUUCCAUGUCCGCGUCCGAGCUCGAUGGCCUGGUGGUGGAGGGUCUCACCUUGAGACAGAGGCUCAAGCGAGACAAGACGCAGGCUGCUGCCUGCGAAGGCAGUGUUCACUUUGGCAAGCACUACUAUGCCAAGCUCCGUUCCAUGUACACCGACAGGAACAGUGUGCAGGCAAAGCUUCGGCCAGACACUUCCUUGGAAGUCCAGCCGGCUUUGGUGCAGGCAGCUACGGCUGCAAUGCGCCACCCCCCCAACCGAGGUCCCAUGGUGCAGUUCUUGGAGCGGGCUCUCAGCCUGAACCAGGCUGAGGUAUGCGGGGUCCUGCGCUGGACUUUGACCUUGCACCCUUCCGGCAGUGCGGAUCAGCUCCAAGCUUGCCAGAGCGUGGUGGCCUGUGUUGCACGUCUCCAGCUUCAAGCGUCUGUGCCAGAGGAGAUCGCCUUGAUGUACAGCAAGUUCGACGAAAUCCUCUUGCAGGCGUUCCUCUCCUACGCAAAGGCUGGCUUGGGGCCUGCGGAGUGGCUCGCAAACCAUGAAGACGUGUGGCCCCUGGUGCUCCCCAAGGCUGCAACGCAGAAGGUCCUCUCUCUCGGCCUCGACGGGUCGUGGAUGGAUGUGGGAGAGGAGCUGGCGGAGAUAACAUCCAGUUCCUCGCUUGGCAUGCAGCUCUUCGGUUUCGCCUCCAAGCAAGUGGCGGGUCUUCGCAUCGACAAGCUUGUGGAGUCCCACGUGGAGAAGGCAAUGAGCAGGGGCGCAAUCACGCAGUCUGUGCUUGCUGAAGUUCGCAACACGGCCAUGCUCGAGCUCAGCAAAGUGGCGGAGACGGAGGCCCUCAAGGACCGGAGGCAGGUGACAAUCUUCUACAGAGGAUGUGGCAUCACUGCCAAGGUUUCCUGUGUCGCGGAGCAUUUCGAUUGCGCGCUGCAGGCAGCUUUGCGUUCGGCUGCUGCUUCUGCAGGCAGCAUCCCCUGCUUGCCAGCAGAGAAGCAGCUAUGCGAGGGAUCCCCUGGCCAUGCGGGCACCAAGAUCGAUGCGAGCUUGCUCAAACACGCAAAGGCCUCACGAAACAUGGCGCUGGGCUUGGCGAAGGCAGACGACUGCAAGAAUGGAGAAGCUUUGAAGGAAGUUUUGGAGGCAUCACGAGCACGCUUAACGGCACUGGACAAGCAUGUUUGGAUCGACUUAGCCUUUGUGACACAUCUUGCUGGAGAAGGUGGCCUCAAGAAGCUCCAGACCAUCUACAUCAACGAGUGCCUGCCUUCCAAGGAUAGGCUGUUGUCGCUCAAGAAAGCGGUCCAAAACAGCAAUGAGCUCAUGGCGUCCGACCUUUACCGCUAUGCCUCCGAGGGUGCGCAGGGAGUCAUCUACGCAGCGCAUGCAAUGCUGGAUCGUCUUGUGCACGGCACAGCGGUGAACAUGGACAUGAACUCGUCCGACUUCCUCAAAGAGGUAUGGAACUCCUGCAGCUAUUUCAUUGUCCACCUUGGCGAGCUCGAGACAAAGUACCACAACAACGGGCUUCUCAUCAUUCCGGACGGUGCCACAGUCACUGUGGGCAAAGCGGCGUUGCUUCAGAAGUGGCAGGCUGUUGAGUCGGAGGCCGUGGAGAACUUGGGCUUGCAGCACAUGGAGCCGUUCGUGCUGUGGGGUCACAUGCUAACCGAGGACCAGCGACAGAAGGCUCAGUGCAAGAUCGAGCACAUCAUGAAAUCUUUGAAGGGCAAGAGGAAGGCUGUUCCUAAGGCGCCGGCAGCGCCCAAAAAGGCUGCUGUCAAGAAGGCUUCGGUGUCUGCGCAAGCAGAGGCCCAGGAGGCCGCCUUGUCGCUCUUCGCCUGA